Messenger RNA from Xyrauchen texanus (razorback sucker), 1829 nucleotides. RefSeq names its product repulsive guidance molecule A-like. The record is from RefSeq and is a predicted model, not a curated record. NCBI's taxonomy places the organism in Eukaryota, Metazoa, Chordata, Actinopteri, Cypriniformes, Catostomidae. Gene Ontology annotation, molecular function: coreceptor activity. The transcript has 4 exons. Gene Ontology annotation, cellular component: plasma membrane. Gene Ontology annotation, biological process: BMP signaling pathway. The coding region runs from base 471 to 1820 and encodes 449 amino acids.
ACGAGCCAGCGCUAUCAACAGUACUGCCCCGAGGGCUCUUCCUACUACACUCCUGAGAGACAGAGCAGAGAGGAAUUUGGGAAUAGCGCGGAAAAAUGAGGAACACUGUUGAUUCGAAAAUAUCUGCGAGGUUUUCUUUUUUAUCGUGAAUGUGUCGCUAAACUGGUUGACGGGUACUACGGAGGUCGUCGUUUCACUACGAGACGAAAAUAACAUUAGACACCGCAAGUAGAUUAACAGUCAUUAGAUAAAUACCUAUCUCGACAUCAAAAUUAUCUGAUAUUGCAUGUACGGAAUAGGGGACACCAUGCAGGGACAACAUCAGCGUUUUACCUCAAGUUUAACAUCGAUGUAUAGAAUUUCGGAUUACUAAUACAAAACACGCUCGCACACGCUGUAAACCGGAUUCGACCCACGAGCUUCAUCCCGGUUCCGCAAAGAAAUUCAACCCGAAAGAGUUGAAGAGCUCCAUGCAUUCGAAAAGGGAGAGGAGAGAAGUGCUGUCCCGUGCUGGAUGGAUGGUUAUGGGGAAAGGAGCAGGACCAUCCGCGCUAGAAGUCUGCAAGUUCCUUGUGGUGUUUCUCUGUCUGUUUCCAGCAGCAACUCUGCAGUGUAAGAUCCUCAAGUGUAACUCAGAGUUCUGGGCCUCCACCUCCAGCUCUGGCCCAGAAGAAGAGUUCUGCACAGCUCUGCGAGCAUACAACAACUGUGUCCGACGCACUGCCCGUACAUGCCGGGGAGACCUGGCCUACCAUUCAGCCCAACAUGGUAUAGAGGAUCUAAUGAGCCAACACAACUGCUCCAAAGAAGGGCCCACUACCCAACCUCGUGCACGGACGCCCCCUCCCCCAGCCCAGCCACCACCCCAACCAGACAUCCACGUACCGUCGGAUGGUCCAGAGGUGUGCCACUACGAGCGGAGUCUACCACGUGACACUGCACCCCCAAAUUACACUCAUUGUGGCUUUUUUGGAGACCCACACCUUCGCACAUUCAACGAUGACUUUCAGACUUGUAAAGUUGAGGGAGCCUGGCCACUGAUUCACAAUAAGUACCUGUCUGUGCAGGUUACGAACACUCCUGUUGUGCCUGGGUCUUCUGCUACAGCUACUAGCAAGCUAACAAUCAUCUUCAAGAACUUUCAGGAGUGUGUAGACCAGAAGAUGUACCAUGCAGAGACCGAUGAGCUUCCAGCUGCUUUUGCUGAUGGUUCAAAGAAUGGAGGUGACCGCCAUGGGGCCAACACCCUACGUGUGGUAGAAAAGGUGCCUGGACAACAUGUGGAGAUCCAGGCACGAUACAUUGGCACCACUAUUGUAGUUCGGCAGGUUGGCCGCUACCUCACCUUUGCAGUGCGGAUGCCAGAGGAGGUGGUGAAUUCGGUGGAAGACCAAGACAACCAGGAUCUUUACCUGUGUCUGCAUGGUUGCCCUGCCAACCAGCAAAUUGACUUCAGGACUUUUAGAAUGCGGGCUGCAGAGAGCCAUGGCUUAGGUAGGGGCCGGCCAGGCAGCCCUGCCCAUGGCUUCACCUACCUGUCAGCCAUGGCCAAGUGCAAAGAACGUCUUCCAGUCGAGGAUUUGUAUUUCCAAUCUUGUGUUUUUGACCUGAUAUCUUCUGGGGACAUCAACUUUACCCUGGCUGCCUACUAUGCCUUUGAGGAUGUUAAAAUUCUACAUUCAAACAAGGACAAGUACCAUCUCUUUGAAAGAGAUACAAUAUUCAAUUCUGCCUCCAAAAACAUUGGUAUUAGCUUCUUUGUCCUUUUCAGCCUUGUUACCGCAAAGUUGUGGACGGACUUGUGUUCCAUUUAUCUGUAGUUCCCAUUG